AUGGAUUCAUUGAAGCAACUCCUGCGCCGUGAUGCCAGCGACUCUGAUUACGAUGCCUACUACGGUCCCAGCAUGGGGCCUCUUGUGAUGGUCUUCUUUGGCUUGAUUCUUGCUGGUUCCGUCCUAUCCCUGGUCUUGGUCUGCCUGCGCCGUAAGCGGAUAGCCCAACGUCAGGCAUUGCUACCACAAUAUCGCGCCCAUUCUCACCACCGCUCGGCUUCAGUCACCAACUUGCCUAACUUGGGCCGGAACGAGAGUGUCUAUGUCUACGAUGAGAAGAUGAAUCUGAUUGCCAACUCAGCCAACCCGUCCUCCACCGCCGUUCCCCAGAUCCGUGUCACCUUCCCGGAUGACAAUGAGAGCAGCAGCCAGCCUCGUCCUGGCCGUGUAGUUGUCGUUCACGUUACCGACAGCGGCAGUGUUGGCAUGUCCCCACUCUCGCAGGAACCUGCACCGCCUUACCAGCGUGCCGAUGCUGAGCGUUUCCAAUCUCUUGACCUCGACCGUAUGGGUGGGCUCCGAGAGAAGGAGGGCAACCAGCAGCGCUACUCUUGA
Molecule: messenger RNA, 555 nt
Organism: Cyphellophora europaea CBS 101466
Lineage: Eukaryota; Fungi; Ascomycota; Eurotiomycetes; Chaetothyriales; Cyphellophoraceae
Exons: 1
Coding region: 1-555 (184 amino acids)
Source: RefSeq, a predicted model, not a curated record